CCGCACCUCGGGGACGUUAUUGCAUGUGGAACGGCUGCUUUUGGAAGACUUUUGCCCAGACGAAAAGAUGUUUGGUUUUCACAAGCCAAAGAUGUACCGAAGUAUAGAGGGCUGCUGCAUUUGCAGAGCUAAGUCCUCCAGUUCUCGAUUCACUGACAGUAAACGCUAUGAAAAGGACUUCCAGAGCUGUUCUGGAUUGCAUGAUACUCCUUCAGGAGACAUCUGCAAUGCCUGUGUCCUGCUUGUGAAAAGAUGGAAGAAGUUGCCAGCAGCAUCAAAAAAAAAAAACUGGAACCAUGUGGUAGAUGCAAGGGCUGGACCCAGUCUAAAGACUACAUUGAAACCAAAGAAAGUGAAAACUCUAUCUGGGAACAGGAUAAAGAGCAACCAUAUCAGUAAACUGCAGAAGGAAUUUAAACGUCAUAAUUCUGAUGCUCACAGUACCACCUCAAGUGCCUCCCCAGCUCAAUCUCCUUGUUACAGUAACCAGUCAGAUGACGGCUCAGAUACAGAGAUGGCUUCUGGUUCUAACAGAACACCAGUUUUUUCCUUUUUAGAUCUCACAUACUGGAAAAGACAGAAGACAUGUUGUGGGAUCAUCUAUAAAGGCCGUUUUGGGGAAGUCCUCAUUGACACACAUCUCUUCAAGCCUUGCUCCAGCAACAAGAAAGCAGCUGCCGAGAAGCCAGAGGAGCAGCGGCCACAGCCUCUGCCCAUCUCCACUCAGGAGUGGUGACUGAGGUUUUUAUGUAGAAAGGGAACAAAAAAAACACAUCUAAAUUUUGAAAAGACCACAAAGCAACAAACUGACCCUCUUUUUUUUUUUUUU
This is a messenger RNA of Symphalangus syndactylus (siamang), 829 nucleotides long. RefSeq names its product SIN3-HDAC complex-associated factor-like. The record is from RefSeq and is a predicted model, not a curated record. Gene Ontology annotation, cellular component: Sin3-type complex. Gene Ontology annotation, biological process: negative regulation of cell migration. NCBI's taxonomy places the organism in Eukaryota, Metazoa, Chordata, Mammalia, Primates, Hylobatidae.